GAGGUGGAGGUCGGAGGAGUCAGGGUGUAAACAACGUGUUGAGCCACAUGCGGGGACCCAUGGUCUCUCUCUCUCUCUCCUCACGCUUCACUUUUCAUAAAGGUGACCAGUCAUUCUCUUCUGCUUGUAUGUGGCGAAGCCGUCAACAUCGUAGCUUUCUACUUGAGAACUCUUUAAUAAGGGUGUUGGCAGGCCUGGAGAGGCCUUUACCAGGAAGGAGCUUGUGAUGACAUCGAAAGCACUGAUCAAGACGGGGUUUGCUGUUGAAGCCAAAUACAAUGCCUACUUCACAGGUCAACGUGUACAGGUAACAAAUGAUGGAGAAGCAUUGUUGUGUGAGUGUGGGGACAGUGUGGGGGUGGUGUCACUCACCACAGGUCAGAUCACGGGCCGCAUUCGUUGUGAGGAAGAUCAAGUUACGUCCAUAGCCCUGGCUCCAAAUAACUCGUCUGUUGUUGUAGCUCUUAAGUCUACAUCUGUCCAGCAGUAUCAAUGGCCAAGCAUGGAAUUACAGCGAAGUUUUAAAUCCUUUCACCGUGGACCUGUUACUGUAAUGAACUGGGACACGACAUCUACAUUACUUAUCACUGGGGCAGCAGACUCCUCUGCCCGAAUAUGGGACCUUCAUAAGAAAUACUGCACUCAUAGUCUCAAAGGUGCCUCUGGGGUAUUUGGUGCAGCAAUAUUUGAGCGUGAUCUGAGCAAAACACCAAGGGUAUAUGGUGCAGCUGCUAAUAAUAUUCAUGUGUGGACCCUAGAGGCUGGUUCUUCAAAGCACGAUGCCCGUCUGGAAGGUCACCACUCUGCUGUCACUUCACUGGAAAUUACACAAGAUAAUGCACACCUUGUCAGUUGUGGGUUGGAUCGUGUUAUCAUCUUAUGGGACCUAGCUACCCUGACCAGCAAAAAAGUUGUCCCGGUAUUUGAAUCUAUCUCUGGUUUUGUGCUACAGCCUCCGGGUUGUGUGUUUCCUGGAGCUCAGGCAGGCAACGAUCACAUAUAUGCUCUUGUUCUUGGGGAUAAAGGAGUUCCUGCAGUGUGGCAGGUAGAUGCUGGGCGAGAGGUGUGGAAGGCUACAGAGCCAGUGCUAACACCACCUGAUAAAGAUGGAGUUACAUUAAUUAAUCAAGUGACUUAUUCCCCAUCUCUUGAUUCCAUUAUUAUGACUACUUAUGACCAUUCAAUAAUCUUCGCAAAGACUUCUUCUAUGGAUAUAUGGAAACAGCUUGCUGGGUAUAAUGAUCAAAUUCUAGAUGCCAUUUUUGUGGGUGCUGGAGAUACUCAUCUUGUGGUGGCUACAAACAACAUUCAGUUGCGUAUUUACAACUGUCAAAACUUGAGCUGUCGCCUGGUACAGGGGCACACUGCCCUUGUAUUAUCACUGUCUAGGCAUCCAUCGCAGCCACAGAUCUUUGCCUCCAGUUCCCAUGACAAUAGUGCUCGUGUGUGGUGGCUGAGAGAAGAUGGAACUGCGGUGUGUGUAGCUACAGCUGUUGGUCACACACUUAGUGUAGGCUGUGUUGUACUUGCUCAAGGUUUUGUAGUGACUGGUAGUCAAGAUAUGUGCAUUAAAAAAUGGGCUCUUGACAAGGAAAUAGAAGCGAGAGAUAAUUCUAUCAACGGUGUUGCUACCUUAUCAUCCACACAUACUGAAAAAGCCCAUGAUAAAGAUAUUAAUAGUAUUUGCGUGUCAGUCAACUUCAAACUUAUUGCUACAGGCUCACAAGAUAAAACUGCGAAGAUCUGGGACAGCAAGAAUUUGUCACUAUUGGGAAUCCUUCGGGGUCAUCGGCGAGGAGUGUGGUGUGUUCAGUUCUCUCCUGUAGAUGAGGUCUUGGCCACGGCUUCUGCUGAUGCCACUAUCAAAAUCUGGACAGUGUCAGACUUUACUAAUGCUGCAACCCUUGAAGGCCACAGUGUGAGUGUUUUACGGCUAUCCUGGUUGUCUGAAGGACAACAGAUACUUUCUACUGGCUCAGAUGGACUUCUUAAAUUAUGGACAGUCAAGACCCGUCAGUGUGUGCAGACAUUUGAUGAACACGAGGAAAAGACCUGGGCUUUGGUGGUAUCUGAGGAUGAGAUGAAAGUUGUAACUGGUGGGGAGGAUGCCACACUGGUGCUUUGGAAGGAUAUUACACAAGAGGAAAAGGAUAAAGCUUUAGAAGAGGCUGUAAGACUUGCUGCAGAAGAACAGACACUCUCCAAUCUCAUUAAAGAUAAGAAGUGGGCCAAAGCGUUUGGUAUUGCACUACGUCUUGAUCAACCUUUUCGUGCCCUGAAAGUCAUGAAAGCACUGCUAGACGAAUCUCCAAAUCAGCUGGGAGAUGUCCUUGGUAAACUACGCCAGGACCAAAUAGCCUCACUUUUAGGAUAUGCUGCUAUGUGGAACACAAAGACAAAAAAUUCUCGUGAAGCCCAGUGCAUCAUUAAUGUGUUACUAAAGACACGCCUACCAGAGGAGCUUGAAGAACUGGGAGGAUGGAAGCAGACACUAGAAGGGCUUGUUCCCUACACUGAACGUCAUUUUCGUCGCCUGUCAGCCCUUCAUCAGUCUUCUACAGUUCUUAGCUACAUGUCAUCUUCCAUUUCUCUGGGAAUGGAUCCUAAAGGAUUUACCCUACCUCCUAUAUUAGGCGAUUUGGAUCUCUUGCGAAAUAUACAUUCUUCCCCAUUGAAAAAAGAGGAAGCAGUGAUAAAGGAUCAAGGUGAGAUGGAUGAUGAUGAUGAGGUGGAUGAUGAAGAUGACGAAAAUAAGGAUCUUAGAGCUGAAGUUAAAGAUUCUAUUAUGGAGGUGGAUGAUGAUAGUGAGAGUGGUGAGGAAAGCGAUGAAGAAAAUAGUAAAAGGGAUGUUGACUCAAAUGAAGGUUUUGAAGAAAAGAUUAAAAGAAUUAAAAGUGAAGAAUAUGAAGACAACGAGUUAACCACUAAGAUACUGCCAGCUUCUCUGGAUGACUUGGAUGCCAACUUUGUCUUUGAGAAGGUUGUUGUUGAAAGUUCAGGAGAUGAAGAUGAACAAAUGAUACCUGAUGAAGACGAAAAUGAAAAUCCAAAGAAAAGGGACUUUUCCAUUGAGCAGCUUCAGUUCGAGUCAAAAAGGGGAAGAGAUGGCAGAGGAAGAGGAAUCUUUAAAGACAGGGGAAGAAGAGGUGGAAGAGAAGGUGGAAUUAAUAACAGAAGAGAAGGUAACCCGAAUAGAGAUAAUUUUGGGAAAAGAGGUAGUAAAGAAUGGAACCCUAAUUACAAGCGAGGAAGAGGAGGAAACAGAGGUCAAAGAGAACCUAGAGGUCGAGGGUUCAGGGGAAGGGGAAGAAGUAAAGUAGGUUUCAAGAGUAAAUACUGAUAAGUAACAUUUGUAAACAAAAGUACAGUAUAUGAACUAGAUUAUUCAGAGAAUAUUUGUUUAUUUUGGGUAAUUUGUAGUUGUGAAUAUUAUAAAUACAAGUGUUUGUGAGCAAGUGUUUGAAAAUCUGUAAAAUAGUGUAAUAAAAAGUUAACAAUUUUAAAA
Messenger RNA from Procambarus clarkii (red swamp crayfish), 3505 nucleotides. RefSeq names its product transducin beta-like protein 3. NCBI's taxonomy places the organism in Eukaryota, Metazoa, Arthropoda, Malacostraca, Decapoda, Cambaridae. Gene Ontology annotation, biological process: endonucleolytic cleavage to generate mature 5'-end of SSU-rRNA from (SSU-rRNA, 5.8S rRNA, LSU-rRNA); endonucleolytic cleavage in 5'-ETS of tricistronic rRNA transcript (SSU-rRNA, 5.8S rRNA, LSU-rRNA). Gene Ontology annotation, molecular function: protein binding; U3 snoRNA binding. The record is from RefSeq and is a predicted model, not a curated record. Gene Ontology annotation, cellular component: nucleolus; small-subunit processome; 90S preribosome.